UCCCUUAUUAUUUUAAUCGGGGGCUUCAGAUUUUCGAAAUCUGAUAUGUCAUCUCUGAUUAUCGAUCCCAUGGCGAAACUACUACAUUUACUGCUUCUCCCGCCACAGAAACAGACCUGCCUCGAUCUGUCUUUCCAUCACUUCCGAAGCUUCCAUCGAAAGGUUCCGUGAUUUCGGAUUUCCCUUGCAGUUUAAGCACUCGCAGAUCCCCUGUUAGUCACAAAGUGAAAGUGGAAAACUGAUUGGUUGUAGCGGAUGAUUGAUUGAUUAUUCAAUAAUGUCAAGGGUUCCUAAGUGGAAGGUUGAGAAGGUGAAAGUAAAAGUGGUUUUUCGGUUGCAGUUCCACGCAACACAUAUUCCACAAACUGGAUGGGAUAAAUUAUUUGUAUCUUUCAUUCCUGUUGAUUCUGGAAAGGCAACGGCAAAGACAGCCAAAGCUAAUGUCAGAAAUGGGAUGUGCAAAUGGGCAGAUCCUAUCUAUGAGACAACAAGACUUCUCCAAGAUCCAAGAGCCAAAGAAUAUGAUGAAAAGCUGUACAAACUUGUUGUGGCAAUGGGUUCUUCUCGGUCCAGCUUCCUUGGUGAGGCUAACAUCAACCUUGCUGAUUAUGUGGAUGCAUCAAAGCCUUGUGAUGUUGCUCUGCCUCUUCAUUGUUGUCACUCAGGAGCUGUUUUACAUGUCACAGUCCAGUUGCUCACUUCUAAAACAGGGUUCAGAGAAUUUAAGCAGCAACGGGAGCUUAAAGAGAAAGGGUUCCAGAUUUUGACCAAGCAGAAUAUUCAUGAUGAAACUGUUCAAAAGUUAUUAGCUCCCACUGAGAGGGCCAAUAAUCAGGUCAAUAUGAGAGAGAGAUUCAGUUCAGAAUCUAAGGAGCUUCCUUCACUUGAGGAGGAGGUGUUGAAUGAAGAGUAUGAAGUCUCAGCUGUGGGAAUUGAAGGCUUAUCUAACAGCUCGGAAAGCAUUUAUGCUGAGAAGCAUGAGACAUCUAGCAUGCAUGAAAUUGAUAGCCUCAAGAGCACGUUCUCUGGUGAGUUUGGUGGACUUCCUCUGAGUCAAACCAAUCGGCCUGAUAAAAGGGACCCCUCUGAUCAUCAAAUUUCACAACCGGGGAGCAGUGACUGGGGCCAGGGCUGGAGUUCAGAUAAUGACUUUACAACUGCUUAUGAAGAAAAUAAUCGACUUAGAGAAAGCUUGGAAUUGGCUGAGUCUUCUAUCUUAGAGCUUGAGCUUCUAGUAAGCAGUUUAAAAAGUCAUGCAGAUGAAUUAGGUUCUGAAACACAAAAGUUUUCUGAGCAGCUUGCUGCCGAAAUUGCUUCUGGAGAAAGUUUGGCAAAAGAAGUUUCGUCACUGAAAUCAGAGUGUUCGAAGUUCAAAUUUGAUUUUGAACAGCUUAAACAUUCUAGAUCAAGCCGUCAGAUAACCAAUAAGGAGAUAAUUGAGAAAGAGCACAAUCACUUAUUACUGGAUCUGCAGGUGAAAUGGAUGCAGGGUCAUUUGGUUAUGGAGGAUAAACUAAGGGAGGUUCAAAAUAAGGCAUGCCUCAGGUACAGUGAUUGUGGAUCCGGUUUCCUCUACCCAGACUUAGAGGCAUUGCAAUGCGUCCUGCAGGAUCUUAAACAAGGAGCCAGAGAAGUAGUUUCGGCGAUAAAUAUACUGCCAAUGGAAGUAGCAGAUAUAACGGGUAUUGCAGCAAUGACCGCACUGAGAACUGAACAUUUCAUCACUGUCGAUGUGGGAAAUGGUUUAGAGGGAUUUGGUACCAACCAUCCUCAAUCUGAAGGUAUGCUUCACCACUUAUGCAGACCUGGCCAAAUUUCUGGGGAAUCUGGACCUAUUGAUGUUACAUCUGCAACAAAAGUCAAAUUUUGUGAACUUCUAAGGGAGUUAAAAGAGUCAAAAGCUGAACGGGAAAGCCUUGCACGGAAAAUGGGUCAGAUGGAGUGCUACUAUGAAGCUCUUGUUCAGGGGCUCGAGGAAAGUCAGAAGCAAAUGCUGGGAGAGUUGCAGAGCCUCAGAAAUGAGCACUCUAGUUGCUUGCACACAAUUUCUUCCUGUAAAACUGAGAUGGAAACAAUGAUCCAAGAUAUGAACGAUCAGUUCUUAAGGUUUUCUGAGGAUCGGUGUAAUUUGGAGUCUCUUAAUAAGGAUCUUGAGAGAAGGACUAUCACCUCAGAAACAGCACUCAGAAGGGCCCGAUUAAAUUAUUCUGUUGCAGUAGACCAGUUGCAAAAGGGCCUUGAACUGCUUUCUUUCCAGGUAUUGUCUAUGUUUGAGAUAAAUGAAAACCUCAUUGGGCAAGCUUUUGCAGAAGGUUCCCAACUUUUUCAGGAGUACCUGGAAACAGUGGAUCAGGUCGAUGCACCUUUCCUAGAUCAGUAUAAAACACCUGCUCAAGGAAAUCAAGCUGUGGUCAAGGAAAGUGAGAGAACAGAGAAUGCAAUUCCUUCUGACCAGCUGAUUCAAUUUAGGAAAGAUAUUAUAGGAAAGAAGAGUUUGGCAACAUGCACUGAUUUAAUUGCUGAUCCAUGGAGAACUUCGGAUCAUCUGGACCCUGUGGGCUGCCCAAAGGAUGAGCUUCCUGGCAGGCAGACUACGCUUGAGCCCAGGCUGGAUUUCCUGGAAUCUGAUAAUGUUAAACUGCUACUAUUUCAGAACCUGAAUUUAAAUCCAAACAAACAGUUAUUUGGUGACGAGGUUCUUUUGGAGAACUUAAAGAAAUUGCUUCACUCCCAAGAAGAUCGUUAUCAGAUGGUUGAAGCUGAACUUAAUGAGAUGCAUGUGGUCAACAUGCAUUUGGAUGUGCUUUCAAAGGUUCUGCAAGAAAUAUUGCAUGAAUCAUGUGAUGGCAUCAGGCUUAGGCAAGAGAAGAUAGAUGAAUUGGCACAACAACUUGAGCAUUCAACUGAGUCUAAUGAGUUGUUGAUGCUUCAACUGGAAACUGCACAGGAUGAUGUAAACACACUCUGUUUGCCUCCAGUUUGCAGAAGUAGGAGGAGAAAGGCAGAAUCUCUUGAUGACACUCAAGAAUGUUAAAAGUAUCCAACAAGCCCGCUCACUUAAAUUUCUCCUCAUCAGCCAGUGUUGAAGACUGAUCAUGGCAACAGCACAGUAAUGAAUGGGCAUCCUCUUAAGCCCCAGGAAUCCCCAUUUUCAGACCAAAUAAUCCAUUUUUCGGCUGCUUUUCCAGGAGGGGAGCUUCUGAGCAUCUGUAAAUACAAAGUAUUAAUCCUUGUCCCUGAUGUCAAGGCUGAGAUGUUGUCUUGGUUUAUAUAUAUAAUAAAUGCUGUCUCUCAUUCUCAUGGUCAAUGUAGGAUCCCUCUGAUAUGUUUGCCUGUUCAUAACUGGGUAUAUAGUUCUAUGAUGCAGUAUAGAAAAUCAAGUUAUUUCAUUGAUCUCAGAGUAGUUGGAGACUUUACGUUUCACUUUUUAAUGGAUUCAUUUUCAUUCUUCUUC
Molecule: messenger RNA, 3454 nt
Organism: Macadamia integrifolia
Lineage: Eukaryota; Viridiplantae; Streptophyta; Magnoliopsida; Proteales; Proteaceae
Product: golgin subfamily B member 1-like
Exons: 7
Coding region: 278-3034 (918 amino acids)
Source: RefSeq, a predicted model, not a curated record